Molecule: messenger RNA, 253 nt
Organism: Plasmodium vivax (malaria parasite P. vivax)
Lineage: Eukaryota; Apicomplexa; Aconoidasida; Haemosporida; Plasmodiidae
Product: cytochrome c oxidase subunit III, putative
Exons: 1
Coding region: 2-247 (81 amino acids)
Source: RefSeq, a predicted model, not a curated record
UAUGUUAACGGCACACAAAAUCACCGUUCUUAUAAAUAUAUUUUUUAUAUUUAGUAACUAUAAUAAUAUUAAAGCACAUUUAGUAUCUUAUCCUUCAUUAACAUCAUUAUAUGGAACAUCUUUAAAAUAUUUUUCUGUGGGUAUCUUAUUUACAUUCAAUCCUAUUAUUUUUAUAAUAUUUGUAUAUUCUAUUAGAGAAAGUUUUUAUUCUAUAUUUUCAUCAUUAGUAUCAGGAAAUUAUCUAUAAUUAUAU